AUGCUGAUGGAGCACCACCACCACCACACACAGGGACGCCCGAGCUGGACGCCCUCGCUGUACGCGGCCUCAAGCAUGGCCGCGCCGACGACGGCCAGCACCUCGCUGGCGUACGACGCGCUGCGGCCGCCCGCGUACCCGAGCGAGAGCUCGCCCUACCAGUCCCAGCAGCAGCAGCAGUUCCCGCAGGACCAGGACAGCAGCAGCUACCGCUACCCGUACAGCGAGGCGCCACGCCCGACGUUCGCGCCGCUGCCGCCGGCCCCGCGCGACGAUCCGUUGGCGCCGGGGGCUACGCGCCUGCGGUAUCCGCCGCCGAGUCUGCCCAGGCCAAUGAUCGGUGGGUCGCUGUCACCGCACUACAGGAUGGGCGACAAGCCCUCACCCGUACCGGCAGUCGUCACGCCGGCCUUCACCUUUGCCAAGCCCGGAAGCGCCACGACGCCCAAGCGCGCCACGGAUGAAGAGCGACGAGCGAAACACCGAGAAGCCCAGAGGCGAUUUGUCAAGCGGAAGAAGAUCGAGAUGAUGCAGCUCAAGCAGUUGGCGGUGGAGCUGGAGAAGCGCCACGAUCUUCUGCAGGCGGUGAGCGAGCGGGAAGCGCUGGCGCGCGAGAACCAGGCGUUGAUGGAGCAGCUAGAGGCGCAGAAGGACAAGGCGCAGGAGUCCCCCACGAGCACCAACCAGCCACUCGACGAGCAGGGAGAGGUGAAGGAGGAGACCCCCGAGAAGGACGAGCACCCUCGACCGGAGAUCAAGUGGGAAGCGCGGACAUUUGAGUGGUAG
This is a messenger RNA of Phytophthora sojae, 786 nucleotides long. RefSeq lists its product as hypothetical. The record is from RefSeq and is a predicted model, not a curated record. The coding region runs from base 1 to 786 and encodes 261 amino acids. The transcript has 3 exons. NCBI's taxonomy places the organism in Eukaryota, Oomycota, Peronosporomycetes, Peronosporales, Peronosporaceae.